AUGUGGAUAUUUAGGAAUAAGAGUUUUAAAUCCGCGUAUAUUUCUAUAAUCAUAUCAACAUUAAUUUUUGCAUCAUUAUAUGCAUUAUCAAAUUUUAAUAAAAUUGGACUUUCAUUUUAUGAUUCUACGUCGUCAUCAUUGCCAACUAAACCAAAAAUUCAGGAAAAGAGCGAAUGGUUGACGAAUUUUGUUGAUCCUUUGAUUGGUAUUAAAAAUGGGGAGGUGUUUCCUGGUCCUUGCUUACCAUUUGGUGUAGUAAAAGUUGGAAUUGAUACAAACGAUGCCGGAUAUACUGUGGAUGAAGCGGUCACAGGAAUAAGUCGUAUGUGA
Dentiscutata erythropus is the source of this 330-nucleotide messenger RNA. Lineage: Eukaryota; Fungi; Glomeromycota; Glomeromycetes; Diversisporales; Gigasporaceae. The record is from the annotation of a GenBank genome assembly.